AACACUGCGCCGCCUGGCUUGACAUCGGUGAGCCGCACUGGGUGGGCUCCGCUCCCGCAAGGGGACCCCAGUAAGUUCCAGAUCUUCCCGGAGCGCCUGUUUCACUACCACCUGCCUCGUACAGACGAAAGGCAGUUGCCUAUACGCUAACCAGCGCCAAUCACAAAAAUGUGCGGACUAAGGUCACGUGACUAGCGGGGCGGUACUCCCAGAGCCUCGGGAUCUCUAUGGUUCUCCCCGACUCGCUAGAGGACGUUUGGUCCACUGGAGGACUCCCCACAUUCUUCCUCCAUUACCUCACUGCCUCCGGUGGCUGCUGGGAUAGAGGAGGACUCGGGUCCCGACUCGACUCAGUCCUCCACCCGCCCCGGGAAUACCUCUAGUUCUCCCCGGUCGCCGCCGCCCCGCCGCUUCCUCCUCUGCCCUCCCGCCGGCCUCCUUCGGGCGUCCUCACCCGCCCGGGGACUCUGCUUUUCUCGGGAGCCUCCACCCAGGCGCAUGGCUCCAUGAAGCAGGAGGAAGAGAAGGCAGAGCGCGAGAGGUCCCGUCCGCCCCGGCCGCGUCUGGGUCAGGAGAAAAGGCAUUGGAAGAAGGAAUGGAAUUGGAAGGAAGAAGAUUCAUUCCAGAGACAAAAUAGGUUCCCUUCCCUAUUGUAGCUGUUUCUUCUGGGAAUAUAAAUUUUCUGCUUUCAGGUUCUGCAGCAUUCCAGAUCACGAACACCAAAUCAGGAUGGGAAAAAGACGUUGUGUUCCUCCCCUUGAGCCCAAGUUGGCAGCAGGCUGUUGUGGGGUCAAGAAGCCCAAAUUAUCUGGAAGUGGAACACACAGUCACGGCAACCAGUCCACAACUGUUCCUGGCUCUAGUUCAGGACCUCUUCAAAACCACCAGCAUGUGGACAGCAGCAGUGGUCGGGAAAACGUAUCAGACUUAACUCUGGGACCUGGAAACUCUCCUAUCACACGAAUGAAUCCUGCAUCUGGAGCCCUGAGCCCUCUCCCCCGGCCUAAUGGAACUGCCAACACCACUAAGAACCUGGUGGUGACUGCAGAGAUGUGCUGCUACUGCUUUGAUGUACUCUACUGUCACCUCUAUGGCUUCCCACAGCCUCGACUUCCUAGAUUCACCAAUGACCCCUAUCCUCUCUUUGUGACCUGGAAGACAGGGAGAGACAAGCGUCUUCGUGGCUGCAUCGGGACCUUCUCAGCCAUGAAUCUUCAUUCAGGACUCAGGGAAUACACAUUAACCAGUGCACUUAAGGACAGCCGAUUCCCCCCCCUGACCCGAGAGGAGCUGCCCAAACUUUUCUGUUCUGUCUCCCUCCUUACUAACUUUGAAGAUGCCAGUGAUUACCUGGACUGGGAGGUAGGGGUCCAUGGGAUUCGGAUUGAAUUCAUCAAUGAAAAAGGCAUCAAACGCACAGCCACAUAUUUACCUGAGGUUGCUAAGGAACAAGACUGGGAUCAGAUCCAGACAAUAGACUCCUUGCUCAGGAAAGGUGGCUUUAAGGCUCCAAUUACCAGUGAAUUCAGAAAGUCAAUCAAACUCACCAGGUAUCGAAGUGAGAAGGUGACAAUCAGUUAUGCAGAGUAUAUUGCUUCUCGACAACACUGUUUCCAGAAUGGCACUCUUCAUGCCCCGCCCCUCUACAAUCAUUACUCCUGACACAAGGCUACAUGACCAGUCCCACCCCCCUGUGGCCACCAAUGGCUAUGACAUCAUUGGAGCAGAUGCCUCCUCUUCCUGGUCCAGUUACUUCUAUUACUGCACCAUUUUAUGAUGCUAGCUUCCGUUGCCAAGUCUGCCUCCUGCUGACUGGAGGGUGUGGGGUUACAAUGAAUGCAACAGAACAUGAGGGGCCCAAGCCUUAUAUCAGCCUUUCCUCAGUCUGGGGUUCUGUUGGAUCAGGGCUCCCUAAUAACCAGUGAGAAUGGCUGUGUGGGUUCAGAAGACCGUUUUCUGGUGAUUUCCCACACGUGUUGGCCACACAUGGAAAACUGGAAUUGAUGACGAUCCAUGGAGGCUUCUUCCCCAAUUCCCUACAGCCCACCAGACCAAUUAGGUGUACUCGCCUGGCAGUCUGGGCAACGGAGACCAACAUGAACCACUUAUAGGUUUUAAAUUCCUUUUUUUAAACUUCCAGUUUAUUGUGUACCAAGAAUUGAUCACAACCUCCAUGCUUCAUAAGUGAACACUAUGUUAGGGUUGACUGUGGGCACCAUCAGCCCCUGUGAGUCCUGGAUAAGAGAACUGCACCAACAUCAGAAGUCCUGUUGGAUGGCUUUGCAUUGUGCAAUAAGCUGUGAAGGUUUAAUGCUUACCCGACUCUAAGCUGGACUUUCUGGUAAUCUUCCUGCACUGAAUCUCCUGGUGUUGAACAGAGCUCUGUGGCAUAGCCUGCUGAGGAAUGGAAUGGAGAUGCCCAUACAGGUCCUGAUGUCACCGUCAUAAGCAGGUGUGAAAGAGAGAUCUCCCUCACCACCCGGCUACCUCAACCCUCUUCUGGUAGCAGUGCCUAUGUAGCUGCAUCUAGGUUCUCAGAAGCACAGACAUGCAAACAGGUGGUUGGGCUGGGCUUUAGGACAGACUGUCACAGGAGAGCUUCUAGGGUCUCUGAGCUGGUUUUCUUCACAGGCAAACAUCCUGCGGGACCUUUAAGUAGGGCGGUUCUUUUUUUCCGAUUUGCCUGCAGGAGUGGGAAGACUUGAUCUAUCAGUCCUCGGUAGGACUCUAGAACAAAGCUGUGUAAUAAAACAAGGUGAACCUUUUAACUUGCCUGCCACACUGGGACUCUUCACCUCACCAGUGUAAAUGUCAAUUGCUCGUGUUGCUCAUUUAAACCCUUGACAUUCCCUUUCCCAUCUUUACUCAUUCCAAAAUAGCUGUCAGCAAAUUGUUUUCUCUCACUUGGUGGCAGAAUGUAUAGCACUAGUAGACCAGGGGAGGUGCUCUGAAAGCUUUGUCUCAAAGGCACUGCUCAGGCAACUCAAAGGAAGAGACAGGCAGCUGGAAGAGAAGCUCCUGAGGAUGGCACGCUGCUUUCAGCACCGUUCAUAGAGAACUCAGGAGGCAUAGCAAUCAGGCCUCCAGUCAGUGCAUAUAUGCUUUGAUUUCUUUUUCAGGAUUGAUGUGAUGGUGUGGCUUUCCAAAAUGGGCAAAUAUCCAAGUCAAAAGAUCAUCUGAGUUUCUUCUCCCCGGAAUGGAGGAAGGGAAGUAGGGGUACUUUGUGAUUCUAGGCAUCACCCUCAAGUUCCUGGGAUUUUUUUUUUUUUUUUUUUUUUUUUUUUUUAAGCAGAGUGGGUUGGUUGUGCCAGGAGUGAUCAGUGAUCAAAGACCCGGAGAGGAUGAGGGAGGUGCUGACUACAUUGCAAUGCCCAGGAUACAUGCCCCUUACUGCCAGGUUUGGUUUCUUCACAUACAUAAAGAUGAAGGGGUCCCAUGGUUUCUUCUUGCUGCUGAGGGUAAUGAAGGUGAUGUUAUAGACAAGUAUGACAGGUGCUCUCAGGUGCCAUGGAUUGAUGUCAGGGUGGUCAGUUCUUGACUGAGCCACCCACCUCCCAAUUUGUACAACAGUAUUGAUACAUAGGGCUACACUCAUUACUGUUCAGGCGUUCUAUGUUAAGAGUUGUGUUUUAUUUCUAAAGAUUUAAAGCAAAAUGCAAAAAAAAAAAAAAAAAAAAAAAAAAAAUGGUGCUAAACUUCGCCCCUGAGCACUCUUGGUGAGACUGGUCAUGCAAGCAUCUACAGUGCCAUGCUCCUUAAGCCUGUUUUUCUUGUAGAAAUGUUGCCCUGUCUUCCCCAAUGUAUAGUAUGUAUUUUAUUUUGUUGAGAGUGAAGUAGAAUACCCUGCCAUUUAAGAAAAUGAACAGAAAAAAAUUUAAGGCCCAAGAAGGCAGGGAUGGGGAUCAGUGAACAUGAAUCUGGCUGGCAGAGCCCAGCCCCACACUUCAGUGGGCUCAGUGCUUUCGGAGCAAAGCCGCCUUACUCCCUGCACAUUCCCUCGUGUUCAACGGAAGCCCAGCAGUGGAAAUGUUCAGUUCCUCUUGCCUUGUCAAGGGGACUAGGGAGUCAGGCAAGGAAACUAUUUGGCCCAGACGAAAUGGGCGCUAUUGGUGUCUGUCCUGAGCAGAGCUAAUCAUUCAGGAAGAAGUCUGGAAGUACAUAGUCAUGGUCUCCUCAAGGGAACAUGUGGCAGAUGGCUCUCAGGAAAUAACAGCAAGUGUGGAUUUUCCACAUGGGGGCUUUGCAUCGGGAAGUGAUGCUCUGAACUAGAACUCAGCUGCCUUCUACAUAUUGACCAGAGCAGUGGUGAGGGUGGCCAGUAUGGGGCCAGUAAGUGAUAGUUGAGGAAAGGGACCGUUUCCUGUCCAGUGUUUCCUUAGACUGUAGGCUGCUCCAACUAACAGGUCCCCACUGUUAUCAAAGAACCAGCCAGACUCUGCUGGCUUGGUUUGGAAUUUGUUUCCUCCCUAGCUGUGAGUGCCUUUUGGUCUGGGAAAGUUGGCUUGUCUCAUCAUACCCACAGCUAGGACACACUCUGUAAUUAUGAAUUGUCCUUGUUUUUCUGAGCUAAAAGCGAAUGUCUUUGAUCACUAGAGUUUGUCAGUGUUGGGUUGUUUCCACUGUGAGGUUCUUAAACGUUUUCGCUUCAUAAUGUUAAAAUAACUCAUGUUAGAAACCCUUUCUACAUGAAAGGUUUGUAGUUGAGAUGUUACAUAUAUUUUACUGUUUAUAAUAAAAAUCAUCUAUACAAAAGUCUUGGGUGUUAGUUUUAAUAUUUUGCACAAGAUAUGUUUUCCACACUAUGUUAACAUCUACAAUUUCACUAACUUGGUGUUACUUUCUAUUGAAAUUUCUGAAGCCUAAAAAACUCGGUGUUCUUUAUGUUUUUAAUUUUAUUUUGUUUCCUUGAAGCAAGAGACUGUAUGGCCUUCACUGCAAAGACUUCAGACCAAUUAUUUGUAUUCCACUUGGUUGCCUCUUGGCUAUAUAACUUCUGAGUACAAGUCAUCAAAGUCUUGAAUGAAGUAUUAUAGAGAAUAAAUCAUAAUGGAUACAAACUGU
Molecule: messenger RNA, 5061 nt
Organism: Phodopus roborovskii (desert hamster)
Lineage: Eukaryota; Metazoa; Chordata; Mammalia; Rodentia; Cricetidae
Gene: Ammecr1l
Product: AMMECR1 like
Exons: 8
Coding region: 730-1662 (310 amino acids)
Source: RefSeq, a predicted model, not a curated record